Molecule: messenger RNA, 225 nt
Organism: Meloidogyne enterolobii
Lineage: Eukaryota; Metazoa; Nematoda; Chromadorea; Rhabditida; Meloidogynidae
Source: the annotation of a GenBank genome assembly
AUGGUAAUAUUCAUGAAAAAUAUAAUAAAAGCAAAAGUGCCAGUAUUGUCAUAUUAUGGAGAUACUGAUAUUAUUUGCAAUUAUUUGUUAGGCGAGAGAUUUGCUACACAGCUUGGAAUUAAAUUAUUAACGCCAAAAAACCCAUGGAUGUUUGAAAACCAAAUUGGAGGUACUGUAACUGAAUAUGAAGGAUUUACUUUAUUAACCGGUAAAUUAUUAAAAUAA